UUGAAAAUGUGUUCUGGCACAUUCUGGCAACACCGUCAACCAUCUUUCUUUUUUGGGCAGUCCCGCAAGUGACAAGAAUCUGGUUAACAUGCAGCUCUUUUUCCGUGGCUUAGAACAAAUUGAAGUUCUGGAGGUGUCUCAGGAUGCUACCAUUGCUGAUGUUAAGAAUCACUUGGCCCAAGUGCAUGGCUUCAAUACCGAGGAGAUCAUCCUGAACUGCGAGGGAAUGACUCUGGUCAACGAAUACCCCGUGACUGGACUUAACUCCUUCGAGUUGGACAUUACCAUUCCCAUGUUGGGUGGUAAGGUGCACGGUUCUCUGGCUCGUGCCGGUAAAGUUAAGGGCCAAACACCCAAGGUGGAGAAGCAGGAGAAGAAAAAGAAGAAGACCGGCCGCGCCAAGCGCAGGAUCCAAUACAACCGUCGCUUCGUCAACAUUGUCCAAGGCUUUGGUCGUCGUCGUGGCCCCAACGCCAACUCUACGUAGAGACCAUUACCACCACCAGCAACAACAACACAAAAUUUGUAUAUGUUGAGGAUGAGAAAUAGAUAAACAACAACAAACAAAAAUCAAUGCUUCACUUUUUUUUUUGUUUUUCUUUGUAAAAUUGGGAGAGUUAAGUGAAAAGUUAAGUUGUUGUAACCAAACACUACAACAAAAUGAUUAAAUAAACAUCUUAUGUAUUUUAUACAUUUCAAACUGUAA
Messenger RNA from Drosophila willistoni, 706 nucleotides. RefSeq lists its product as uncharacterized. Gene Ontology annotation, cellular component: cytosolic small ribosomal subunit; ribosome. Gene Ontology annotation, biological process: translation. The transcript has 3 exons. Lineage: Eukaryota; Metazoa; Arthropoda; Insecta; Diptera; Drosophilidae. The record is from RefSeq and is a predicted model, not a curated record. Gene Ontology annotation, molecular function: structural constituent of ribosome. Bases 89 to 487 code for a protein of 132 amino acids.